GUUCAUAUGAGGCAUCAAAUGAAUAAAUGAUUCAUUGAGAUAAGUUCCGCUUACAGAUACACGUUUGAUUGCAUCUGUCCUCACCUCAAAGGGUGUCAUAGUAUUGCACGGUCAUGGAGCUGGAGCACUUUGAUGAGCGGGACAAGGCUCAGAGAUACACCCGAAGGGGCUCGAGAGGGAAUGGGCUCCCCAGUCCCACUCAUAGCGCUCACUGCAGCCUGUACAGAACCAGGACACUGCAAGCACUAAGCUUAGAAAAGAAGGCCAAGAAGGUUCGUUUCUACCGCAAUGGGGACCGCUACUUCAAAGGGAUUUUGUAUGCCAUUUCUCAGGAGAGGUUUAGGUCUCUAGAUGCACUCCUGGCUGACCUCACAAGAAGUCUCUCAGAUAAUGUCAACCUGCCCCAAGGGGUGCGGACCAUAUAUUCCAUUGAUGGGACGAUUAAGAUCACCAGUAUGGACCAGCUGGUGGAAGGAGAAAGCUAUGUCUGUGCAUCCAUAGAGCCCUACAAGAAGCUGGACUACACAAAAAAUGUAAAUCCCAACUGGUCGGGUGGUGCUAAGACUGCUGUGUCCCUCCGUGACCCUUCUUCCCUUGGUAGUGGCAAGGCUGGAGCCCCAGAAACUAAGGAGACCAAGGACUUCAUCAGACCCAAACUGGUAACCAUUGUCCGCAGUGGAGUAAAGCCUCGCAAGGCCGUACGGAUCUUGCUCAACAAGAAGACUGCACACUCCUUUGAGCAAGUCAUGACUGACAUCACAGACGCCAUCAUGCUGGACUCCGGAAUCGUCAAAAGGAUAUAUACAGUCGACGGCAAGAUGAUCACCUGCCUUCAGGACUUUUUUGGAGAUGACGAUAUAUUCAUCGCUUGUGGCCCUGAGAAGUUCCGUUAUCAAGAUGACUUCAAUUUGGAUGAAAGUGAAUGCAGGGUGGCAAAGUCUGCAUCGUAUGGACGGCUCCCCUCCUUGCAGGGUCGCUCUUCCCCAAGAAGUGGCGGGAUGUCCCGCAGAAGCAAGUCCCCCUCAUCCACUGGUUCAGCUAAUGGGACUGCAGGCAGUCAGCUGUCCACCCCUCGAUCUGGAAAAUCUCCAAGUCCCUCUCCAACCAGUCCAGCUAGCCUCCGUAGACGUCAGGGAUCUCAGCACAGUGGCUCUUCACUCUCUUUAGCCUCUACCAAGGUUUGCAGCUCAAUGGAUGAAGGAGAUGGGCUUGGCAGUGAAGCUGAGCCCAUGGAUGAGUACCCAUCAGUCCCUGCCUCCAUAGCAGAGAGGUACAAAGUGGGGAGGACUUUAGGGGACGGAAACUUUGCUGUGGUCCGAGAGUGUAUGGAGAGAUCCACUGGAAGAGAGUAUGCUCUGAAAAUCAUUAGCAAAGAUAAAUGCAGAGGAAAGGAGCACAUGAUCCAGAGUGAGGUGUCAAUCCUUCGGCGUGUGAAACAUCCCAACAUCGUACUUUUAAUUGAGGAAAUGGACACCUACAGUGAUCUCUAUCUCGUAAUGGAGCUGGUUAAGGGCGGUGACCUCUUUGAUGCCAUCACCUCUUCCAACAAAUACACAGAGCGGGAUGCCAGCUGUAUGCUGUUCAAUCUGGCAAGCGCCAUCAAGUACCUGCACAGUCUCAAUAUUGUCCACAGAGACAUAAAACCAGAAAACCUGUUGGUAUACGAGCACCAUGAUGGUAGUAAAUCUCUGAAGCUAGGGGACUUCGGCUUGGCUACCGUCGUCAAUGGGCCCCUCUAUACUGUGUGUGGCACUCCCACCUAUGUAGCACCAGAGAUCGUUACUGAGAAGGGAUAUGGCCUCAAAGUAGAUAUUUGGGCAGCUGGUAUCAUCACUUACAUACUGCUGUGUGGCUUUCCUCCUUUCCGUGGCAGUGGUGAAGAUCAGGAGGUUCUCUUUGAGCAGAUUUUGAGGGGCCAGCUUGAUUUCCCAGCACCAUACUGGGACAAUGUGUCUGACACAGCCAAGGCUCUGAUCACCGGGAUGCUGCAGAUAGAGGUGGAUCAGAGGUACACAGCUGUACAGGUGCUCGAUCAUCCCUGGGUCAAUGAUGAAGGUGUGUCAGAGAACCAGCACCAGCUGCCUGUGGCUGGGAAGAUCAAGAAGCACUUCAACACAGGGCCCAAGCUCAACAUCACCACAGCAGGAGUGUCAGUUAUUACAACCACCCCACUUGAUAAGGAGAAGCAAAUUUUCCGACGAAGACGCCACCAUGAUGUGAAGCCCGCUCACCACCUCCCACACAGUGUCGGUGCCGGCGCCUCCCACAGUGUCAACCCCAGCCUCUCCCCCAGUGAGUCUGAGGACUAAUCCUUAAGUUCGGCCGACACUGUCCGUUCACCCACCCCUCCGUUCUCGCUUCCUGCCUGAGGCCACAGCACCAUCCACCCCACCAGGGGAAACGUCUGAGAGGGUGGAGCGCAAAACGGAAAGACAACACUUUGUUCAGUCUGCUGACUUGGACGUUCAGACUGCCUGUACUCAUUUUAUUUUUUCCGUCGUAAUACUUUUAUUUUAGUUACAGACUACGUUGAUCAGAGGGACAAGUUAGUUUCUCUGGAUCUCAGAAUACACCUUAUAAGCAUGCAACAUUUUAAAAUAUCUUUUCCCUUCCCUUUCUUAAAAAAAAACAAAAAAAAGCCAAACUGUUAAAGCCUUAUUUCUACACAGCAAGCACUGGUCCAUUGUAGUACUGUAGAGCCCUCUACUGGUAAUAUUGUAUACUGCAGGAAAGCCAACCUGCUUCAUGAAGCACUUAGCUUUUUAGUGGAAAGGGUAAAUGCAGAACAUUGAAACCUAAGCUUCUAUAUAUUAAAUUACCUGAUUUUUGUGAUAUGACGAGUUCAGUACAUAUGACUUAUCAUACUGAUUUAAACGCUCUUUUGGAAAGUAAUUUUCAUGCAACAACAGAUCACUCAAGACAAUACUUAACAGUAACAGUCACUUGUUUAUACUAUUUGACAUCUAGAUUACCCUGUGCUGUGGUACUUGAGGUUCUGGUGCAUAAAUCUUAAACCCACUGUUUAAGAGGACUUUAUAAAAACUGAAAAGACAUGCUGCUAUAUUGUUAACAUAAGCAUUAGAUGUACUGAGCAGAUUGUUUGUUUGUUUGUUUGUUUGUGUAGGACAAAUGACGAGUUCAUUUGCAAAAACAGAUAAAAGCCAUUAUUAAAAUGAAUAAACACCUGUUCAUAAGAAUGGCUUUUAUGUGUUUUUGCAAAUGAACUCUUCAGAUAUUGUCCUGCCACCCAGUAGCUCACCUCGUGACGAUGAUCGAGGACGCUAAAGUUUGACUGUUGAUGGCCCAGCUAACCUGUUUGCUUGAGGAUGACUAGUGAAACAGUUUUGUUACCGUACAUGUCUGUGAGUGUGGGCUUGUUAAUUCGGUGGUGGUACAGAUGAAUGUCAGUGCAAUGUAGUUGGUAGUAAGUGCAUGUUAAAAGCCUUGCCUUGGCACAUAUGGAUUUAAGUGCAAUUAGGUGUACCGCCCAUCGAGCACAGUAUCAAAUCUGCCCAACGCAAUGCUGGAAUGAGUGAGAAUGGAUCUGUUGCCAGAAUAUUAUUGACAGCCAACUGACACACUUCUCUGUCAGAGGGAGGUAAUUAGCUUUUUUUUCCACACACUGAAAUAAGAAACAAGUUAAAUGUUGGUAAAUACAGCAAAGUGCUUCCAGGAAAAUCCAUUAUCUGAAUAUUUGUUCAUUCAAUCAAUACUUGUCGGACUUUUUUUAAAAAUACUCAGAUCAAACAACAUGAUUAAGUCUAGCUCUCUGGACUGUAUGGUACUGUAUGUCUUCUGACCACUUCAUACAUGGUUCACUAUAGACCAGAUAUUCAUGGAUAUAAAUGUCCUCUUCUCUUCUUCAGAGACUGUACCCUGCAUGUGUGCUAAUAUGCAUCCUAAAUUAGUUGUUCUGGUCUUUUACUGUUCAAUAUACACCUGUCAGAUAUGAAACCAUUUCUGUUGUCAUUGUACGUGCUGUCUUGGUGAAUGCAGUUCAGUUAAGGCACACUAUAGUCAUACCAUUGCCGAGUUAAGACUUGUAUAUACGUAUUUUAAAAGAAAUGUAACAUCACAACCCUGACUUUGUUGAAAAAGGGCUCUUAAGUUUCGACUGAAAGGGAGCAAACCAAAAAGCACAAGGAAAAGCAGGUUGUGAUUUUGACUUUUUGGGAAUGUGUUAGCUUCCUCAAUACUGUAUCUGUUUUUCAUCAUCUGAAAAACAUGUAAUGUUUAUAUACAGUUUGGAAAAAAAAAAUGGCACUCAGACAACUGGGAAUGUCAGUAUUAUGUGGAAGCAAAUAGGGAAUGUGAAUUCUGUAUUAUGUCCAUCCAUAGUCCAUUAAUGUAAGGAUGUUAUAAAAACAAUCUGAAUGAGAACAAAACAGUAAGUUCUUUUCAAUUCACAAGAAAAAUCUAUUGUUAUGGUUAAAAAGCAAACUUAACAACAAUGUACCAAAAUCGGGAAUAAAAAGAAUUUAAUUA
Thunnus maccoyii (southern bluefin tuna) is the source of this 4485-nucleotide messenger RNA. RefSeq names its product serine/threonine-protein kinase DCLK1-like. Gene Ontology annotation, biological process: intracellular signal transduction; protein phosphorylation. The record is from RefSeq and is a predicted model, not a curated record. Lineage: Eukaryota; Metazoa; Chordata; Actinopteri; Scombriformes; Scombridae. The coding region runs from base 114 to 2309 and encodes 731 amino acids. Gene Ontology annotation, molecular function: protein kinase activity; ATP binding. The transcript is spliced from 16 exons.